This is a messenger RNA of Cyprinus carpio (common carp), 1668 nucleotides long. RefSeq names its product coiled-coil domain-containing protein 113-like. Gene Ontology annotation, cellular component: ciliary basal body; axoneme. The record is from RefSeq and is a predicted model, not a curated record. Gene Ontology annotation, biological process: cilium assembly. The transcript has 8 exons. Lineage: Eukaryota; Metazoa; Chordata; Actinopteri; Cypriniformes; Cyprinidae.
UUUUCUUUGUUCCUGUUUCACUCAUUUCAAAAGUAUCAUCAUCACACGUAUUGUGCACACAGUAUUGUGCAAGUUGUUUACGUUACCUUAAUAAACGAUAAACUCGGGGAAACAUGUAACGUAAUGUAAAACGGCAUAUGUAAAUCUAGCAUGUAAAUUUCCUCAUAAGAUAAAUGUUUACAAUAUUAAAUAACGAUAUUGAUGUUAUUUAUUAAUUUACUGUUUUAUUUAAAUAUCUUUAACAAAUAUGGUGUAUAACGUUGUCUGGUAUAAUCUGUCCCUAAAUAAUAAUAAUAAAAAAAUAUAUUUAAUGCACUUUUUUCAUAGAGUAUCACAAUAAUAAAUGUAUGUGUUUAUUAUUUUAACAUAAAUAAUUUAAUGGCAAAGCAAACGCACGAAACCAUGGCAGUGUUUACGUUAACAACCAUGGCAGAGGACGGUGACAUCGACACGGAUAAAAAAAUACUUUUUGAACUCGUGGAGGACUUGAAACGCUCCAAUGCAGCGCAACAAGCAGAAAUCGGUCUUUUUGAGCUAUAUAUUAAUCGACUGGACUCAAAAACUCAUUCGGAGUCGUUUGAAACAGCAUUAAAGCUGGAAAUGGCCACGAGUCCAGGAAGGAAAACCAAAGCAGGCACUCCAGAGAGACAACAGCUCCUGACACUGGAACAGAAAUGUGAUGUCGCCCGAAGCAUGCAUAAGCAGAUGGCCGAGGAUCUGAAGAGAGCAAAAGACCAUUCAGAAAGAGAGCUGGACAAUUACAAGGCAACUCUGGAAGAAGCUGAUAUCCACUUGGCAGAGGUUAAAAAAAGAAUGUUUCCAGUUUGAAUCGGUAAAGCACUGCGGGACAAAAAGAGUGUGACGAUGAGUGCUGAGAAGGUCAGCAGAUACACUGAGGAUAAAGUAAGGGCCAAGGAGAACCUGAUUGAGAAGUUGUAUCAGAAGAAUGCAGCACUCCUCGCAUACAAGAAAAAACUCAAAAUCCAGUUAAUACAACAAGAGGAGAUGGGUGAAGGGCUAACGGCUUUGGACUUUGAGCAGCUCAAGUUUGGGAACCUGAAAUGUAGGAAGCGACUGGAUGAGCAAAACCUCAAACAUAUGGAACUCAAACUGCUUGCAGGGAAGACCUUGCAUGUCUUGAAUUCUGAGAAGGAGAAGCUUCAGACCUUGACACAUGAGUCAGAUGUGCUGAGCAGCGACAUUGCUUUACGAAUGAAGAUACUGGUUAAGAUUGAAGAGGAGACUAAGCAAGCAGAGGAGGAACAAAACAAAGCAGAGGUUCUGAACAGGAAGUUGAGGCGCCAGUUAGCCGAUUUUCAUGUACCACGUGUCCUACAAUACAUCAAGGUUAAAGAGUCUCAUGGCCAGCUGCAGAAGAGUGUUAAAGAAUGGGAACGCAAGGUGGAGAUUGCAGAGAUGGCAAUAAAAACACACACAAAAUCCUGGGCCAAGCUUCGGAUCGCUGCUGGAGCCAGACCAGUGCCUGCACGACAUGUAGCCAUAGAUGCUGGAUUGUAUGGGUUCUGAAACAACAAGAACUACUACAGUAUGUCUUAACCUCAGUGCCCAAGAUGAUGUCAAAGAUGCCCAUACAUUUAGCAUCUCUCACGAAAUUUAAUUGACGUGCAAAUCCAUCAAUAUAAACAAUAAAAAUGCACAUAAAAAUGA